Messenger RNA from Geodia barretti, 2178 nucleotides. The record is from the annotation of a GenBank genome assembly. Lineage: Eukaryota; Metazoa; Porifera; Demospongiae; Tetractinellida; Geodiidae.
AUGACGACCGUAAGUUGUGCUGUGAUUGGGUUUGAAGAGACAGAGUACACAGUGUCUGAGAAUGGAGGGUCUGUGCCUGUGGUGGUGUCUGUUCUGGAGGGAGAGCUUUCCGAAGAUGUGACUAUCGUCUUCUCCACUGAAGACGGCACUGCAACUAGAACAUUUCCAGUAGACUACACUGCGACGACACGAACGCUGGUGUUUGGUCCUGGGAACACAGAACAAACCAUUGCCGUCCCAAUCUCCAACGACCAGGUCCUCGAAGACAUUGAGAACUUUUUCGCCAAUCUCGUCCUCUUGAGGAAUCCCGAUGAUUUGGACGUGAGCGUGGAGCCGUCUCGGACCGAAAUAACCAUCACAGACUUUGGAGAUGAUGUGGAGAUAGGGCUGGAGAGGACUUCCUACACCACAGAGGAAGAGGUAGUCAAUGUGGAAGUGUGUGCGAGGAUACAGCGAGGCAUGCUAGAGAGAGAGGUCCAGGUGGAUCUACAGACAUUCGACGGAACUGCCGUCAGUACGGGAUCUAACGCAGACUACACCUCUAGCAGUGUAACUCUGACAUUUGACGCCUCUAACACUCUUGAGUGUGUCCGUAUCCCAAUCAACGACGAUGAUGAUCUCGAACCAAACGAGAUGUUCACUGUCUCCCUCACUACCACUGAGCCUGACGUCAUCCUCGACCCCAGGAAUGGAGAAGUCAUCAUUCUCAAUCGCGACGAAGUGACGAUAGGGUUUGGAUCCCCGAUCUACUCUGUCGAUGAGAACGAGGGACCGCAGGAGGUGUGUGUGGUGGUGAUGAGCGGUGGGUUCCAGAUCCCUGUCAGAGUCACUGUCAACAGUAGAGAUGGUUCAGCUUCCCUAUCAUCAGAUUACACAGCUGUGAACAACAGAGUCCUGACCUUUGAGCCUGGCUCCACUGAGGAAUGCUUUGAUGUGGGCAUUACCGAUGACACGGUGGACGAAGAAGAUACAGAGGAUCUGUUCCUUACGAUAACGACCAAUCAGGAUGGGGUCAUCCUCACUCCCGACACCACACGAGUCGUCAUUACUGAUGAAGACCAGGUGGUGAUAGGAUUUGAGCUGACGACUGUGACAGUGACUGAACAACAGGACUCUGCUGAGCUGUGUGCGUCCAUCAUGGUCAACACUCUGGCGAGGACAGUUGAUGUAACUCUGUCCACUCAGCCCGGAACUGCCACAGCUAAUGUUGACUACAGCUCGGUCAGUAAUGCAGUGUUCAGGUUCAGCCCGUCGGUGACUCGCCAGUGUACCACGGUCGCUAUCAGAGAGGACAACGCGGUAGAGCCAGACAGCGAGACAUUCACUGCCACACUGGUUGACACUCCCAGCGAGGGCAUCAUCCUGCGCCCAGAUUUAGCCACUGUCACCAUAUUGGACGAAACAAUUGCGAGGUUUGGGUUUGAGAGGACAAUGUACACUGAGGUGGAGGGCAACAUGGAGGAAGUGUGUGUGGUUCUACAGAGUCCCAUCAGACUCGACAGAACAGUCACCCCUAGAGUCACCAGCCAAGACAUCACUGCCACUGCACAAAGUGACUAUGUAGCAGUGGAUAUUGAAAUACCGUUUACACCUGGGAGUACGAGAGAGUGUUUCAACGUGAAUCUCCUAUCGGACGACAUUCUGGAGGAAACGGAGCAACUGGGACUGAACCUCGUGCAGACAGAGGAAAGAAUGAGUUUUGAUCCACAGACGACCAUUGUCAACAUUCUCAGCAAUGGUACAGUGGUGAUUGGGCUGGAGCCCAGUUCAUACACUGUGUCUGAAGUCACGCCGACUCAGGAAGUGUGUGCCACUAUCAGAGAGGGGAGCGUUGAUAGAGAUGUCGUAGUCACUCUCUCAACUCAGCCACGGUCUGCCAGCGGAGGUGGGGUUGACUUUGGUACGAGUUCCGUGGAUCUUGUCUUCAACAGUGGAACCACCCGGGCCUGUACCCAGGUACCCAUCGUAGACGAUGACAUUGACGAAGACGACGAGAUGUUUGAUGUGACUCUCACCACCACUGAAACUGGUAUCUCGCUGGCUCCAGACCAAGGCAUGGUCACAAUCACUGACGAUGACGUUGUGACCAUUGGGCUGGUGCCGACUAGUAUCACAGUGUCAGAGGACGAUGGAGAGGUGGAGUUCUGUGCCGGGGUGACUGGAGACGUAACUCUCGGG